GGUCCAGAUGUGGCAGUGGGGGCUCCGCUGGGGGCCGAGGAUCGCCGGGGUUUGGUGUACAUCUACAGUGGGAGGGGGGCUGGGCUGCACCCCCACCCUGCCCAGGUGCUGAGGGGGCAGUGGGCACCCGGCCGGAACCCUGACUUCUUUGGGGCCGCCCUACGUGGGGACACCGACCUGGAUGGCAACGGAUACCCAGACCUCCUGGUGGGCGCCUUCGGGGUGGACACGGCCGUGGUGUACAGGGGUCGCCCCAUUGUCCAUGCCAGCGCUUCGCUGGCUGUUGUGCCCACCAUGUUCAACCCCGAAGAGCGAGGCUGCGUCCUGGAGGGCACCGACGUCCACGUGCCAUGGUGGGUGACAGUGGGUGGCACUGGGAGGGGCUUGGGGACACCCAGGGGACAGUGGGGAUGCCCAGGAGACAGUGGGGUGGGGGGU
This is a messenger RNA of Phasianus colchicus (ring-necked pheasant), 438 nucleotides long. The record is from RefSeq and is a predicted model, not a curated record. Lineage: Eukaryota; Metazoa; Chordata; Aves; Galliformes; Phasianidae.